AUGAUAUAUUUUAAAAAAUUUUUUCUAUGUCCAGUAAUUUAUAUAUUAUGUGUAUCUCCUUAUAUAAUCAGUUCUACUAACUUUACUUCUAAUGAAAAAAUUAUAGAAAAUAGAAAUGUAAAAAGAUCAAUAGAAGAAAUAAAUAAUUUUAAAUAUGGUAAUGAAAUAAUGGAUAAUUUAUCAACAAAUAAAAGAAAAAAAAGAGACAUAAUAAAAUCACUAUAUAAAUGGACUUCACCAAUAAUUUAUAAUAUUGACUUUAAAUUACAUUCCGCAGUGAUUAUAAAUGCAAUAAAUGCAAUUAAUAAAUUUACAUGUUUAAAAAUAAAAUAUCGACAAUUUCUUUAUCGUUCUCAAACUGGAAUAAAUUUUAUUGAGUCAAAUAAAUGUUUUGCUCAUUUAGGAAAAAUUGUUGAUAAAGAUUGGCAAAAUAUAUAUAUUGGAAAAGAAUGUAAUACGGUUGGAGGAGUAUUACGUUUAAUAUUACGUACAUUAGGAGUAAUUUAUGAACAUAAUCGAGUUGAUAGAAAUCUUUUUAUUAAAGUAUAUAAACAAAAUAUUGCUGAAGCUGAUAAACAAUAUUUUCAUAAAUAUUUAGGUCCUGAAAUUGAACAUUUAUGUUUCUCGUAUGAUUAUGGAUCUUUAAUGCAUUUUGGAAUGUUUUAUUAUAGUAAAAAUGGAGGUAGAACAUUAACUCCAAGAGAUCAUUUUUAUGAAAAUACCGUAGGGCAAGAAGAUUUUUUUAAUUUUAAUGAUGCAAAAAAUGUAAAUUUGUAUUAUUGUAUAGCAAAAUGUAGGGAACGAAUUAUAUGUAAAAAUUUUGGAUAUCAAGAUCCUAAAAAUUGUAAAAAAUGUAUUUGUAUUCAAGGGUAUGAAGGUGAUACAUGUAAAAAAUAUACAAAAUCAUUAGAAAUGUGUGGAUCAGAAAUAAUGAUAGCUAAAGAUAAACCUGAAUAUUACAGAAUAACUGGAAAAAAGUAUUGUAUUUAUCAUUUAAAAUCAAGAAGUAAAAAAAAAAUACAACUUGUAAUUUUAAAAAUAAGUAUGGAACCUAAGCAUUAUUUAAUAUGUCCAAUAAAUAGGUCAUUUGAAGUAAAAUAUUGGAUGGAUAAAUCUGUAUCAGGUGCAAGAUUUUGCUACCAGAAGUUCCCUAAAGUUAUUAAAUCACACGAUAAUUAUAUAAUUUUACAAUACAAAAGCAUUGAUCCUAGAAGCUAUGUUUACUUCUAUUAUAAAGAGAUUCCUUAA
Molecule: messenger RNA, 1248 nt
Organism: Strongyloides ratti
Lineage: Eukaryota; Metazoa; Nematoda; Chromadorea; Rhabditida; Strongyloididae
Product: Astacin-like metalloendopeptidase
Exons: 2
Coding region: 1-1248 (415 amino acids)
Biological process (GO): proteolysis
Molecular function (GO): metalloendopeptidase activity; zinc ion binding
Source: RefSeq, a predicted model, not a curated record